This is a messenger RNA of Rattus rattus (black rat), 1113 nucleotides long. RefSeq names its product RHEB like 1 (gene Rhebl1). NCBI's taxonomy places the organism in Eukaryota, Metazoa, Chordata, Mammalia, Rodentia, Muridae. Gene Ontology annotation, molecular function: GTP binding; GDP binding; GTPase activity. Gene Ontology annotation, biological process: small GTPase-mediated signal transduction. The transcript has 8 exons. The record is from RefSeq and is a predicted model, not a curated record. Bases 189 to 746 code for a protein of 185 amino acids. Gene Ontology annotation, cellular component: plasma membrane.
UACAGCCGCUGUGUUGUGAUCACGUGGGCUGCCCGGGGCGCGCGGCUUGUUUUGGUUUUCCUUUCGUUUGCCGGGUGAGCUCCGGUGAGCUACUGUCCUUCCCCGUGUCCACCUAGGCCUGCACCUCGGCUGAUCUUUGGGCUCCCUCGGCCCGCACUCUGACGAGCCCCGCGGGGCGGCGUCCUGUCAUGCCGCUAGUGCGCUACAGGAAGGUGGCCAUCCUGGGGUACCUCCGUAGGUGUAAAGGGAAGACAUCUUUGGCACAUCAAUUUGUGGAAGGGGAGUUCCUGGAAGGCUACGAUCCUACAGUGGAGAAUACUUACAGCAAGACAGUGACUCUUGGCAAAGAUGAGUUUCACCUACAUCUAGUGGACACAGCAGGGCAGGAUGAGUACAGCAUUCUGCCCUACUCCUUCAUCAUUGGGGUCCAUGGUUACGUGCUUGUGUACUCUGUUACCUCCCUGCGCAGCUUCCAAAUCAUUAAGAACCUGUACCAAAAGCUACAGGAAGGCCAUGGUAAAACUCGACUGCCAGUGCUGCUUGUGGGGAACAAGGCAGAUCUCUCUGCAGACAGAGAGGUACAGGCAGUUGAAGGGAAGAAGCUAGCAGAGUCCUGGGGUGCAACGUUUAUGGAGUCAUCUGCACGGGAUAAUCAGCUAACUCAGGACAUCUUCAUCAGAGUCAUCCAGGAGAUUGCCCGUGUGGAGAAUUCUUAUGGACAAGACCGCCGAUGCUGUCUUAUGUGAACUCUUGGCAUGGAAUAACUGCCCUGUUUCGGCCACAGGCAUUGUCCAACCUGCAGCAGUGGGGUCGACCCUCAGGACUUAAGUACUAGGGUUGCCAACUAUGUCCUUACUCCUCUGGGCACACAGUAGGGGACCCUUAUUUUUGCACACUCAUCCCAGGUUCUGGUAACCUGGAUGUUAAUGUUUACAAAGGGGCAAAACGUCUCAGGGACACUGGCUUCUAACUCCUUGUUUUCCUAAACGAAUUUUUACAGUCUGUACAGUUGGGAUGAGUCUUGGGCAUUGAUUACCGAGGACCUGCCCUCCUGGGUAUAUUUUGGGUGUUGGUUGGGUAAGGAUGUUGGUCACUUGGCAGUUCAGAAGUAGA